AUGGGUCCAAUAUUUUGUGCUGCUUGGGGAGUGACUCAGGAGUUGCAACGAUUGCAAAGGGAAGGUGUUCUCGUGCCUGUAAAGACUUCCGAGUGGGCAGCGCCGAUUGUUCCAGUGCCCAAGAAGGACGGGCGAGUCCGAGUGUGUGGGGACUUCAAAGUCACUGUGAACCCUGUUGCCACGAUCGGGAAGAACCCUAUUCCCCGCAUAGAUGAUCUAUGGGCCACGCUUUCAGGUGGCGAAAAAUUCACCAAACUAGACUUAAAAGAUGCGUACCAACAAGUCGUCCUCGACCAAGAAUCUAGAAAGUAUGUGACCAUCUCAACGCAUAUAGGACUGGUUCAGUACACCCGUUUACCUUUCGGCGUGUCGUCAGCACCUGCUAUAUUCCAGCGCGAGAUGGAGAACUUGUUCCGUGGUCUUUCGCACGUUGCUGUAUAUUUUGAUGACAUAUUGGUCACCGGACGUGAUGAUGCUGAACACAUGCGUAACUUGGACCGCCUUCAUCGUGUCGGACUCAAAUUGAAGCGCGAAAAGUGCCAGUUCUUUGUGUCGCAUGUCAACUACUUGGGACACAUCAUCAGUAAGGAGGGUCUUUCCCCGGACAAGGACAAAGUGGCUGCCAUCACUCAAGCAACCAGCUCCUCGUGA
Ornithodoros turicata is the source of this 651-nucleotide messenger RNA. RefSeq lists its product as uncharacterized. The coding region runs from base 1 to 651 and encodes 216 amino acids. The transcript has a single exon. The record is from RefSeq and is a predicted model, not a curated record. NCBI's taxonomy places the organism in Eukaryota, Metazoa, Arthropoda, Arachnida, Ixodida, Argasidae.